AUUGUUUAAUAUCCUUCUUUUCGAUACGUUUCGUUUAGGUCUUAGAAAAAUGUGCUAAAGUAUUUUUGGUUACCCGUAAGCAAUUCCCACUCGAAUCGUGACUAAAUUCGUUGAGACCACAGCCCCUGGGUCAACAUAUAAAUUAAAGUACUCUAUUUGUAACGCAACAACGACAAUAAUGGCUAGUGCACAAGUGCGGAGCUUUGAAAGUGCCGUCUUCGAGGGGCAGUCAAAGGAGUUCAAGGAGCAGCAGGAGAAGCUAGAGCACCUGCAAAAUAAUAAGCAGCAGGAAGAUGUUCCGCAGGAUGACCAGAAUCACCAACUUAUCGAUGAAGCCUUAUAUGAAGUUGAGUACAAACAUCCUUUGGAGCAUGUGUGGACUUUGUGGUACUUGGAAAACGAUCGCACCAAGCACUGGAAGGACAUGCUGAACGAGAUCACCCAGAUCGACAGUGUGGAGACCUUCUGGAGUUUGUACUAUACAAUUAAGACGCCAUCUGAGCUUAAGAUUGGAUGCGACUACUCGAUGUUCAAGAAGGACAUAAAACCCAUGUGGGAAGAUGUGGCCAACAUCAAGGGAGGUCGCUGGCUGGUCACCGUGGGCAAAAGUGCCAAGUUGGAACUAGAUCGCAUUUGGCUUGAUAUUCUCCUGAUGAUGGUGGGCCAAGCUUUUGAAUACUCCGAUGAAAUCUGUGGCGCUGUGAUCAACAUACGCGCCAAGAGCAACAAGAUCUCCGUUUGGACUGCUAAUGGCAAUAGCGAGAUGGCCAUUCUCGAGAUCGGCCAAAAGCUGAAGAUGCUCUUACGUUUGCAGUCGCAUAAUCUGCAAUAUCAACUUCAUUCUGAUGCAAUGUGCAAAAUCAAUUCGUGCGUCAAAUCGGUUUACACCCUUUGAAAGAAAGUGAUCAGGUCCUCUCCGUUGUUAAAUUUUUAUUUUGAUACACCAGAUUCGUAUGUGUGGAAGAUAAUAUUGGCUUAGUGUUUAUGAAAGAUGACUUGGAAAGGCCUUAACAAAAUUGUUUGAGAAACUAAAUUAAUGAACGCAAAUUAAGAAA
Molecule: messenger RNA, 1055 nt
Organism: Drosophila rhopaloa
Lineage: Eukaryota; Metazoa; Arthropoda; Insecta; Diptera; Drosophilidae
Gene: eIF4E5
Product: eukaryotic translation initiation factor 4E1
Exons: 3
Coding region: 179-895 (238 amino acids)
Biological process (GO): translational initiation
Cellular component (GO): cytoplasm; eukaryotic translation initiation factor 4F complex
Molecular function (GO): translation initiation factor activity; RNA 7-methylguanosine cap binding
Source: RefSeq, a predicted model, not a curated record